AGAGAACAGAGUAGGUAAUGUCAUAAUAAUAACGCGCAAAGAACGGUGUUACAUAUUUUAUAAUUUUGUUAUAUUAAAUAUAAGUUUUACCAAAGAUAAGCAAUAAUAUAAAAUGGCUGGAGAAGUUGUAGUGGACGCGUUACCAUAUAUUGACCAGGGUUAUGAUGACCCAGGUGUUAGAGAAGCGGCUCUGGCCAUGGUAGAGGAAGAAUGUCGAAGAUAUCGACCUACUAAAAAUUAUCUAGAGAAUGCUGGCCCUGAACCAAGCACAGCAUUUGAAACACCUGCAUUGCAAAGAGAAAUGGAAAGGGUACAGCAACGUUUGCCAAUGGAACCUUUGUCUAUGAAAAGAUAUGAAUUGCCACCUCCCCCAGCUGGCCGUCUCGGUGAACCGGGAGCCUGGGCGGAGGCAGUUGACAAUUCUCAUGCCCAGCUUUCACAUCAAGCAACGCGAGUCCUAAACUUGGAGUUGCAGCUACAGUACAGUACGGAAGCGUGGCGUUCCUAUCUCAAUGUCUUGCAGGCUCUAGUGACGAGGUCUCAAAAUGUACAUGGUCAGUUACGGAAACAAAUAGCGUCCGUGAACUGGGAGCGCAAGCGGUCGCAGACUGCGAGCGGAGCCCGCCUGAGGGCACUGCGGCGCCGCUGGGCGCAGCUCGUGUCCGACAACUACCGCCUGGAGCGCGCCGUCAUGCAGCUGGAGAUACAGCUCGAGAAGGCUAAGGGCCAAGCAACAGCAGAUGAUGAAACACCCGAUAUGGACAUUGAAGCAGUUAAAAACUUGCCGGACAAACUCAACUCAGAGACUGAGAAAGAAGUGCAGAAGAAAAUCGAAGAUAUGUUUGCAGAUUAAUGAAUUAAUUGCGAUCAUAAAUAAAUUAAUGUUUAUAAGUA
Messenger RNA from Melitaea cinxia (Glanville fritillary), 894 nucleotides. RefSeq names its product pre-mRNA-splicing factor SPF27 (gene BCAS2). The coding region runs from base 113 to 853 and encodes 246 amino acids. The transcript has 5 exons. NCBI's taxonomy places the organism in Eukaryota, Metazoa, Arthropoda, Insecta, Lepidoptera, Nymphalidae. Gene Ontology annotation, cellular component: precatalytic spliceosome; catalytic step 2 spliceosome; Prp19 complex. The record is from RefSeq and is a predicted model, not a curated record. Gene Ontology annotation, biological process: mRNA processing.